Molecule: messenger RNA, 2849 nt
Organism: Meriones unguiculatus (Mongolian gerbil)
Lineage: Eukaryota; Metazoa; Chordata; Mammalia; Rodentia; Muridae
Gene: Galnt14
Product: polypeptide N-acetylgalactosaminyltransferase 14
Exons: 15
Coding region: 6-1664 (552 amino acids)
Cellular component (GO): Golgi apparatus
Source: RefSeq, a predicted model, not a curated record
GGACCAUGCGGCGCCUGACUCGCCGCCUGGCGCUACCCAUCUUCGGGGUGCUCUGGAUCACCGUGCUGCUCUUCUUCUGGGUCACCAAGAGGAAGUUGGAGGUGCCGCUGGGACCCGAAGUGCAGACCCCCAAGCCUUCUGAUGCGGAUUGGGAUGACCUGUGGGAGCAGUUUGAUGAACGGCGGUAUCUGAAUGCCAAAAAGUGGCGCGUUGGUGAUGAUCCCUACAAGCUGUAUGCUUUCAACCAGCGGGAGAGUGAGCGGAUCUCCAGCAAUCGGGCUGUCCCAGACACACGCCAUAAGAGGUGUUCGCUGCUUGUAUACUGCACGGACCUUCCCCCCACCAGCAUCAUCAUCACCUUCCACAAUGAGGCACGCUCCACGCUGCUCAGAACCAUACGCAGCGUGUUAAACCGCACCCCUACGCAUCUGAUCCAGGAAAUCAUAUUAGUGGAUGACUUCAGCAAUGACCCUGAGGACUGCAAGCAGCUAAUCAAACUGCCCAAGGUGAAGUGCUUGCGCAACAGUGAGAGACAAGGUUUGGUCCGGUCCCGGAUGCGGGGUGCUGACAUUGCCCAAGGUACCACUCUGACAUUCCUGGACAGCCACUGUGAGGUGAACAGGGAUUGGCUGCAGCCCCUCUUACAUAGGGUCAAAGAGGACUAUACAAGGGUAGUAUGCCCUGUGAUUGACAUCAUUAACCUGGACACCUUCAACUACAUUGAAUCUGCCUCAGAGCUCAGAGGGGGGUUUGACUGGAGCCUCCACUUCCAGUGGGAGCAGCUGUCCCCAGAGCAGAAGGCUUUGCGCUUAGACCCUACGGAGCCCAUCCGGACUCCGAUCAUAGCUGGAGGGCUCUUCGUGAUUGACAAAGCCUGGUUCGAUUACCUGGGUAAAUAUGACAUCGACAUGGACAUCUGGGGUGGGGAGAACUUUGAAAUCUCCUUCCGAGUGUGGAUGUGUGGAGGCAGCCUGGAGAUCAUCCCCUGCAGCCGGGUGGGGCAUGUCUUCAGGAAAAAGCAUCCCUAUGUUUUUCCUGAUGGAAACGCCAACACGUACAUAAAGAACACCAAGCGGACAGCUGAAGUGUGGAUGGAUGAAUACAAACAGUACUACUAUGCAGCCCGGCCUUUCGCCCUGGAGCGACCGUUUGGGAACAUUGAGAACAGGCUGAACCUGAGGAAGAAUCUCCACUGCCAGACCUUCAAGUGGUACCUGGAGACUGUCUACCCAGAACUCAGGGUACCCCCAGACUCCUCCAUCCAGAAGGGCAAUAUCCGGCAAAGGCAGAAAUGCCUUGAGUCUCAAAAGCAGAAAAACCAAGAGGCUCCACACCUCAGGCUAAGCCCCUGCAGCAAGGUCAAAGGAGAUGGAGCAAAGUCUCAGGUGUGGGCCUUCACAUACACCCAGCAGAUCAUCCAGGAAGAGCUGUGCCUGUCUGUUGUCACCCUGUUCCCCGGCGCCCCGGUAGUUCUUGUUCUGUGCAAGAAUGGGGAUGAAAGGCAGCAAUGGACCAAGACUGGUGCCCGCAUCGAGCACAUAGCAUCCCACCUCUGCCUGGACACAGACAUGUUUGGUGACAGUACCGAGGAUGGCAAGGAGGUGGUUGUCAACCCUUGUGAGUCAUCACUCAUGAGCCAGCACUGGGACAUUGUGAGCUCAUGAGACUCCUGGGCAGAUCCAGCUAUGGACCAAGGAUGAUGCUUCCCUGGACCAAACCAAAAUGGAACCCAGGCUGUAAACAGCCCAUGACUGCACCCGAUGCUCACGACUGGAGGUGGAGCAAAGGCCCCCAGGACAGGAGCAACUGUCUCAGGGAAGAUGGAGGAAAAGGUCACAAACCAGCAGGGCUCAGCAACACCCACACAUGUGCAAUAUUGUGAAGGUCCAGUCCUGGCCAGGCUUUCUGAUUGGGACCUGGAGAUGGAGAUCCGAUGAGAAGUGUUUGUUGAACCCUUUCUUACAAAACAAGGCUCCUUCUGGAGGCCAGAAAGGAAAGCUGUCCUUGUCACUGUGUGAGAACUACUUGGAAAGAUGCAGAAUGGAGAUGUUUUUCAGAACAAAUAAAGUUAACAUUGGAACUCGUCCUUCCAUAAGCUCAUGCUGCUUCUUCAGUUAGCUCAGCGCCUAAAACUGAGCUACCCACUGAACAAGGGUGGGGUGUCUUGGGGUAGAAUGGAUGAAGAAGACAGGAAAAUGGGAACCUUGUACCUUUAGGUUACCACCAACCAGAUAUGCAAUCUUAGAAAGAUGCUUCAGGGGACUAGCAAGACGGCUCAGUGGGCUUGCCAUUAGCCUGAUGAGUUUGAUCUCUCAGUCCUAUAUGGUGGAAGAAGACAAUGGACUCUCUGACCUACACACGCAUGUACAUGCACGCACAUACACACACACAGAGAGAGAGUGAAAGAGGUACGCAGGCCCUCACUCAUAGUAUCACACACAAAAUAAGUAAAUAAAUGUUAUAAUUUUUAAGAUACUUCAGAGUUGGGUAGAUGGGCACACUUGGCAAGGUGUUUGCCUAUGAGAUUGAGCCUCAAAACUUACAUAAAAACAUACUCUUGUAAUCCCAGAACUAGAGGGGCAGAAUUGGGUGAAUUGCUGGGGCCUGUCAGCCAGCCAGCCUAGUCUACUUGGCAAAUUCCAGGCUGGUCAGAGACCCUAUAUCAAAACAAACAAACAAACAAACAAACAAAAAACCCAUGAUGGACAGUACUUGAGGAAAAAUUCCUAAGAUUGACUUUUAAGCUCUACUUACAUGUACAUGUUAUACCUGCACAUAGAAACACAUACAUACACACGCACACACAAUACACAUACAUACACAACACAAAGCACUUUUUUAGCCUACCA